UCCCUCCCUCUGCGUCCGUCCGCAUCGUCGCUGACUGUCACCAUGGUGAAGUUGGAGAAGAGCGGGAUCGAGGCAUGGUACAUGAAGGAUGAGGUGGAGGACCAGGUUAGAUCACCUUGGGGAAGGGCAGACACGCAAGCACAAGAGAUGCAGGGCAGACAAGCAGGCAGCGAGCAGCCAUCUGUCAGAUCUGUGCGUGUGCGCAUCUGUUUGUGUGCUCUGUUGUGUGUGCUGCAUAGCGUGCUGAGAAUCGUUGUGAUCCGAAUGAGCCCGUGGGUGUCGAGGAGCUGUCAGCACUGGGCGUGGACUCGUGGAAACUGGUACGGCGGAUGCGCAAACAAAGGGCACCUGCAGGGGCGGCGGUACACGUGUGUGUGUGUGUGUCUGUGUGUCAGAGUGGCACAGAGGAUGACAAGGAGUUGGAGCAGAUCCGCAAGGACCAAGACUACAACUACAAUGACGUCAUCACUUGCUGUUAGCUGGCCAACACGCAGACGCACACGCACACAGAGGCGCUCACGAUGCCUUUCCCUUGAUGUGUGUGGUAAUGCAGCGCCCGAGAAGCUCCCCAACUACGAGGCCAAGCUCAAGGUGAUUACACACACACAACACAACGUGCCACUUGCCCACAUCGACCCACACACAAAUACGUACGCCUCCCCUGCCCGCCUUGUUUCCAUCUGUGUGUAGACGUUUUUCGAGGAGCACAUCCACGCGGAUCCCGAGGUCCGAUAUGUGCUGGAGGGGUCGGGCUACUUCGACGUCCGCGACAAGCAGGACAGGUGGAUCCGCAUCGACUGCAAAGAGGGACACCUCAUCACACUGCCGGCCGGUGAGUGAGGGAGGGAGGAACCAGCGAGAAACGACAGAUGGCCAAUAGGCCACGCGAAAGGGUAUGUAUCUCUGUGUGUUCAGGUAUCUUCCACCGGUUCACUUUGGACAGUUCCAACUACAUCAAGGCGAUGCGGCUGUUCCAGGGCGAGCCCGUGUGGACGCCAAUCAACAGGGGUGAGGGCGCUGAGGAACACGACGCACGGAAACUAUACGAAAAGGUGCAAACAAAGCCACACACGCACACACACGCACACAACACAAAAGCCAGGUUUUGUGCCUCAUUUGUCGUGCUGUCUGUCUAUUUUGGCCAGGCCUACCAGCCGAGCAAGAAGGCCAAGAUCGAUGCAGGCGGUGAUGACAAGCCAGUCGCCAACGGGCAUGCACCUGAGGUGGCCGCUGAGGCGUGACGCAGAGGACCGACCAGACAAGCGGUCGGGAAGUAGUGUGCAGUGGCUGACUGGGUGCAUGGUGUGACUUGCUUUGGUGUUUGUGCUUCUCAUCCUUGAG
This is a messenger RNA of Vitrella brassicaformis, 1341 nucleotides long. The record is from the annotation of a GenBank genome assembly. NCBI's taxonomy places the organism in Eukaryota, Vitrellaceae.